CUUGCAUUAUCCUUUUGCCACAGCCACAGAAAACUAGUAAAUUGGAGUCUUGUCGGUUUUUAAGAUUCAUGGAGGAGAGAAAUGAAAUGGAAGAAAAAACGAGCACGGCAACGGAGGGCGAAGAAAUUGACGAUUUCUCUUUGCUGCCCGAAGGAGUAAUAGCUAACAUCUUGUCGCUGACGACUCCACCGGAUGCGUGCAGGUCAUCGGAGGUUUCCUGGACUUUCCAUGCCGCGGCGCAAUCAGAUAUCGUGUGGGACAGAUUCCUGCCUACCGAUUGGCACGAUUUGGUUUCUCGGGCUAAACCUAGCGAUCUGAAUUUUGAUCCGGCUUCGUCUUCGAAGAAGGAGAUCUUUUUCUCUCUCUGCGACAGACCACUGCUCAUUGAUGACGGCAAAAAGAGCUUUUCACUGGACAAACGGAGUGGUAAGAAAUGCAUAAUGCUUGGAGCAAGGGACCUUUCAGUAGUUUGGGGUGAUACCUCUUUCUAUUGGACCUGGGAACGUCAUCCCGAGUCGAGGUUUGCAGAGGUAGCUGUGCUCCUCGAGGUGUGGUGGCUUGAAAUACGUGGAAGAAUAAGUUGCAGAAUGUUGUCUCCUGCAACAACUUAUGCAGCUUACUUUGUGUUCAAGAUGAGGAAACGAAGAUACUAUGGGUUCAAUGUUGAUCCUGCGGAUGCCAUGGUGGGAACUGGUGGCACUGAAAACAGGUCGAAAAGUGUUUGUCUGGACCCUUUUAUUGACAACCCUCUUCGGCGGCGUCGGCAUGUCCCAUUGGCGGUGGACCAGCCGCCUGAAAGUAUGGAGGGGUCAGAGCGGCCAAAGCAGAGACAUGAUGGCUGGUUUGAAAUCGAGCUGGGAGAGUUUCAAAGCGACAGUGGAGAUGAUGAAAUUGAGAUGGUUCUUAUGGAGGUAAAGGGCAACACUCCCAAGAGCGGCCUUGUUGUUCAAGGGAUAGAGAUAAGGCCUAAAAUAAGCCCCUCGUAGAUGAACUCUGGUAAACUGUGUACUAAAUCCACGAUAUUGCUAUUAGCGUCAUAAAAGGAAAACUGAAACCCUUGCUUUGUAUGGAGAUACUAAAAAACUGUAAUAAAUGACGAUCAAAUUGUUGCCAUUUUCAUUUGUGCUGCCUUAUAAAUUGAGUCUCUCUUUUUGCAA
Molecule: messenger RNA, 1157 nt
Organism: Momordica charantia (bitter melon)
Lineage: Eukaryota; Viridiplantae; Streptophyta; Magnoliopsida; Cucurbitales; Cucurbitaceae
Product: F-box protein PP2-B10
Molecular function (GO): protein binding
Source: RefSeq, a predicted model, not a curated record